CAAAAAAUCAAAAUAUUUUCGUAAUUCGUUUCGAUAUCUUCGAGAAAUUGAUAUUAAAAUUGAAUAAAACGAAAUAUAAUUCCGGUAUAAUUGAAAUGUAAUCAUACUAAACAGCAAAAUGAGUUCAUUUCCAGACUCGAAUUCGCCUUCAGAUCCUCCUGCACCAUUAUUCAUCAUGAAAGCUGAUAUGACUUCAGUCCACUGUGUGCUCUUCGCAGACUUCGCCGGUGAAGAACAUUUAUAUGCGGGAACUAUCGAUGGCAUCGUGCACAUAUGGAAUUUAAAGACGAGACGUAGGAUGAAAACACUUCAGCAAAGUGAUAGUCCUUGUUUAUCUCUGCACGUAUUCGAUGAUCAUCUAAUAACUCAGGAUAAAGCCGGUCUGCUCAAGAUCUGGAAGUGUACUGAAGGAGAUUUCAAAUGUAUAUAUUCCAAGAAUUUCGAUAACUUUUCAUUUUGUAGAAUAAGUUUCUUGAAACGAGAAGUUUCGUAUUUAGCAAUACCUCAGUCAGAAUCAAAAAUCGAUGUUUACAGUCUGAAAGAAAACACUCCUAUCUUCCACGGUUCUUUUCAAUGCUCUGAACUGAACGGUAAAAAACUGGGCGAUGUCAUAGUGCUGAAAAUCAUCGUGAUAAAUUCUACAGAAUAUAUCGCAGCUAUGUACGAAGGUGGCAUGUUUUUACUAUGGAAUGUUUCGAGUAAAAAAAUUGUCAUUGAAGAUCAGUUAACCAAUGAUACACCAAUGUGUUUUGAUUUUGAUUCGGAUAACUUGCAAGGAGUAUGUGGUACUAGUGGCGAUAGCAUAAAUGUAUUUAAAAUGAACACCAAAGGUAGUAUAAUCAAACGAAAAUCUAUUAAAAUGAAAAAUUCGGGUACUGGAAGUUUAUGUAUUCGACCUGAUAGAAAAAUACUAGCAGCUGGUUGCUGGGAUGGAAGAAUAAGGAUUUUUUCGUGGAAAAAUUUGAAACUUUUGGUUGUUUUAGAGUGUCACGAAGAAACUGUUUUGGAUGUUGCUUUUUCUCGUGAUUUUACUCAAAACUCUCAAUGUAAAUAUUUAUUAGGCGGAGGUUCUAGUGAUAGAAAAAUUUCUCUGUGGGAUAUUUACAAUUAGGUAAUUUUAAUUAUUCAUUGUUUUUGUUAUUUUUUUUUUUACUGUUUUGCGUUUAUAUUUCAUUUUCCUUAAUAUAAAUUUCGUGAAAGUAAGAA
Messenger RNA from Planococcus citri (citrus mealybug), 1206 nucleotides. RefSeq names its product guanine nucleotide-binding protein subunit beta-like protein 1. Gene Ontology annotation, molecular function: protein binding. NCBI's taxonomy places the organism in Eukaryota, Metazoa, Arthropoda, Insecta, Hemiptera, Pseudococcidae. Bases 119 to 1111 code for a protein of 330 amino acids. The record is from RefSeq and is a predicted model, not a curated record. The transcript has 2 exons.